Messenger RNA from Fraxinus pennsylvanica, 300 nucleotides. Lineage: Eukaryota; Viridiplantae; Streptophyta; Magnoliopsida; Lamiales; Oleaceae. The record is from the annotation of a GenBank genome assembly.
AUGCUUUCAAGCCCUAACGACGAGUCUCCUGCAAAUGUGGAAGCUGCGUUUACCAAGUGGGAAGGUUUGCAUUCAAUUCAUCAUCCCCCUGGUGAUGAUCCAAACGGUUAUGAGCUUGGUAUUGAACGCUGGUCUCCUGUCCAUACAGUGGAAAGUAUAGUUCUAAGCAUCAUUUCGAAGCUUUCAAGCCCUAAUAACGAGUCUCCUGCAAAUGUGGAAGCUGCGAAAGAAUGGAGAGAACAAAGGGGUGAAUUCAAGAAAAACGUGAGUCGUGUAAGACGAUCACAAGAAAUGUUGUAG